AUGCAGACAAUAAGUUCGAACAAGUUCAGAACUGGCAUGGACUUCUUCCACCGCGCCAAGGCGGUUCGCCUCCGCAGCCACCACGACAAGUACCUGCUGGCGGAGGACGACGAGGAGUCGGUGACGCAGGAUCGCAACGGGUCCUCGAAGAGCGCGCGCUGGGUGGUAGAAUACGUCCCCGAAUACGACAACAUAAUUCGCCUGAAGAGUUGUUACGGCAAGUACCUCACCGCCUCCAACCACCUCUUCCUGCUGGGCAUGACGGGCCACAAGGUCCUACAGACCCGUCCGCAGAGGCUCGACUCCUCCGUCGAGUGGGAGCCCGUCAAGGAUGGAGGCCGUGUCAAGCUCAAAACCCGUUACGGCAACUUCCUCCGAGCCAAUGGGGGCUUGCCGCCAUGGAGAAACUCCGUCACGCACGAUAUUCCGCACAGGACCGCCACGCAGGACUGGAUCCUCUGGGACGUGGAUGUCGUCGAGAUUUAUGUCAACUCUCCAGCAAAUAGCAGUAAACCCUCUGCUCCACCGUUGCCUGUUUCCAACACUGUUCCCGUCCUUGCCGGCGCACCGCUGCCCCCGCCGCCAUCCAUGUCUGCCAGCUUUUCGAGGGAACAGUCCAAUGAUUCGAAUGGUUCGUCGCCGAAGAUGGAAGGGCGGAUUAUAUACUACCAUAUUGCUGAAGAUAAUGGAGAGGUGCUGGAUGAAAAUGUGCAGGGGUAUUCUUUGAUUUUCAAAGGGAAUGGCGUUGAAGAAUUGACUCGAAAGUUUGAGGAAGAGACAGGGCUAGAGGGAAUCAUUGUAUGUAAUAGGAGUCCUUUGAAUGGAAAGCUUUAUCCUCUUCGCUUGCAGCUUCCUCCAAACACGGUGACCAUGCGGGUUGUUUUGGUUCUUCCCAUGUCAAAUGUGGGAAGAGACUUUGAGGCACAAGGCUUACUGUGA
Molecule: messenger RNA, 939 nt
Organism: Sphenostylis stenocarpa
Lineage: Eukaryota; Viridiplantae; Streptophyta; Magnoliopsida; Fabales; Fabaceae
Source: the annotation of a GenBank genome assembly